AUGUGGUCAACCUCGCCUUUAGCCGCCGCUGCUCGUGGAUACCUCAACGGGACCUUUAGAAACCUGGACAUGUGGGAGACGACAGCAGCCCGAAGUUCUGCAUUGAUCAGAAAUUCUCAUCAACAGCUGUUAAAGGCUAAGACUGGCAUUAACUUUAACACCUUCAGUAAUUCUUCCGAGACCGCUUUGUUGAACUACACGUUUAAAAAUGAGCUACCGCUGUAUUCAAAUUCUAACAAUGAGACGUCUGUGCCUGUUGAUAUCUCUACAUCGCCUUAUACUCUGUGGCUAACUAUUGUUAUUGCUGUUUCUAUCGGACUUUGUAUCAUUCUGACUUUAGGUGGAAAUAUACUAGUGCUUCUGGCGUUUGUUGUUGAGCGAACUAUUCGCCAGCCUAGCAAUUAUUUCAUCGUUUCCUUGGCUGUUUCAGAUCUUCUCAUUGGUGUAGUAUCCAUGCCCUUUUAUGCUGUGUACGUUCUUGUUGGACGCUGGGACCUAGGACCCAUCCCUUGUGAUUUGUGGCUAGCGACUGACCACACUGUAUGUCUGGUGUCCAUCUACACCGUCCUUUUAAUCACCAUUGAUCGCUAUUGCUCUGUAAAGAUCGCAGCGAAGUAUCGCGGCUGGCGAACUAGGGAAAAAGUUAUAUGGAUGGUAGCUAUAACCUGGAUUAUUCCCUUUCUUGUGUUUUUUAUUAGUAUUAUGGGAUGGGAACAUUUUAUUGGAUAUAGAGAUCUCGCACCUGGUGAGUGCGCUGUACAAUUUUUAAAAGAUCCUGUUUUCAAUACUUCCUUGAUAAUAGGAUACUUCUACGUAACUAUGGUAAUCCUCUUCGUACUCUAUACAGGAAUAUAUAAGACAGCUAGUGACAUGCAGAAGAAGUCUGCAGCUAAGCAGAAAAAAUUACAGUCACUAGUUGCAUUGAGUAGUCUUUCAAAAGGAAAUUCAAGCACCGUAAGUACGUCUAAAGAACAAGCCACUCUCGCAAAUCAACAGAAAGAGAUUUCUAAAGUGAACAACAACCAUGACGAAGCGAAUCAAGUGGCGUUAGGUGGAGGAGAUGGAGAGGAAGACUAUUGCAGUAGCCCAGCAUUUGACUCAGAUGACGACAGCUGUGAAAAAUCAGCCAAACGGUUCCGACACAAAAAACGUAAGGCAAAACAUCAUCCGAAAUCCGAGCGUAUGCCAAAGAAGGAUGUCGACAGUAAUGCCACUAUUAAACCACAAGUUAUAGACAAAACAGCCUUAACGCUUGACCUUUCAGUUAAGACUUCUAGGAAUAAAAUUGAUACAAGAGAUGAAAUAGACGAUAAUACAUCUGCUUCCAACACACCAAAUGAAGACUCGGUGAGAAAGAAAACUGCCAAACAUGCGUCGCUUAAUUCAAAUGAAACAAGAAGCCUAAAGCAUUCAAACGAAUCUCUAUCAACAGAAGUCUCGAGCAAAAAUUCGGACAAAGCGGUUAACACUGACCCCGUAGUGUUUUUAAAUGAAGCGUUGACCCUCCCUUUUCGGAAGAAAAAUAAUUUGAUUAGACUACAAGUAGAACGUAUUUCUGAAACGCAGACUAUAACACGUGUCGCCAAGAAAGAAGAACUUCAACCAAUCAUUGAUUACGAUCAGACGAACGCUACUUCCAAUUCUUCCUACAAAGAUUAUUCCACAAUGAACACAAGAAAAGCUUUCGUCAAGACUCUGGGACAAAAAAUGAAGAAGACAAGAAGAAAAUCAACCGAGAAAAGACAAAAAUCAAAAUCCGAAAACAGGGCGAGAAAAGCACUUCGAACCAUUUCUUUUAUUUUAGGAGCAUUUGUUCUUUGUUGGACUCCCUACCACAUUUGUGCUUUGGUUGAAGGAUUUUGUUCGAAUCCAAGUGGUUGUGUAAACUAUCAUUUGUUUUACUUGACAUACUUUCUAUGCUACGCAAACAGUCCCGUCAAUCCAUUCUGUUAUGCAAUGGCUAAUCAGCAGUUCAAAAAAGCAUUUUAUCGUAUCCUUAAGGGAGACUUUCACAGAACGUAA
Molecule: messenger RNA, 2022 nt
Organism: Limulus polyphemus (Atlantic horseshoe crab)
Lineage: Eukaryota; Metazoa; Arthropoda; Merostomata; Xiphosura; Limulidae
Product: muscarinic acetylcholine receptor M2-like
Exons: 1
Coding region: 1-2022 (673 amino acids)
Biological process (GO): G protein-coupled receptor signaling pathway, coupled to cyclic nucleotide second messenger; chemical synaptic transmission; adenylate cyclase-inhibiting G protein-coupled acetylcholine receptor signaling pathway
Cellular component (GO): synapse; dendrite; membrane
Molecular function (GO): G protein-coupled serotonin receptor activity; G protein-coupled acetylcholine receptor activity
Source: RefSeq, a predicted model, not a curated record